UAUUUCAAGAAACCUCUCUUCGUCUAUACCAAUAAAGUACGCCUACCUGUCGCGGUAGAGGUGCACGACCGGGGUGCACGGGACGGGACGUUAGAACCAGCCUACGAGCCAACUGAGGGACAGGGUGCAAAAUAGUUACCUGACCACCCACUCACGCCCCGUCAACUAUAGUGGGACAAGUUCCCAGGCGUUGUUACGCAUUUACAAGCGACGCGCCGCAACAAAUGGUCCUUCGAACCGGAUCCCGGAAGACAGAUUCUAGAACUGGAAGUUGAAGAUUUUUGAAGGUGAAGCUACGAACAGGAACAAGAGAUAUGACUCUCACCAGGUUCCAGAAGGAAGAAUGUGUGCCCUUACGCGCAAAUACAUCGCAACGAACAGAACAGGCGAAUGUGCGCAGAUCAGAAGGGACCACAUCUAUCGAAGCUAUAGCCACGAACUUAAGAUCUUCAAAUAUGGAAUCUUCGGGAUACACCGCGACAAAAGUUACGAAGAUGUUCGAAAAUGGGGCUAGACUCAAAGAACAGAAGACCACUGACGAGAUGAUGGCUGAGUGGAAGAACCAGAACAGAACCUUGAAGACGAUUGAAUCAGGGGGUUUUAUCCGCACGUCAGUUCGGUCUAAGAGAACUGCUGCCAGAUUACGUGACUUAGAAGCAAGAGAAGAACUGGCGCUUUUAGAAUUGCAGCGCGCUGAAGCAGCAGCUAAUCUGGCCAGAAUCAGAUUCGAGAAACAACGAAUCGAAGAUAAAGUAGUUAGUCUGGAUAAAGAACAAGAAGAUAGAACAUCUCACGUUCAGAACUGGAUUCAGACCUCUACUUUAGAAGAAAUAAAAGACGUCAUUCCUGACAAACGAGACUCUAAAAGAAAAUGGUACUUUCUUCACUUCUCUGUCAAACAUCCAUUAAAAAAGAAAGUAAGAAUCGUCUUCGACGCUGCAGCUAAGUCCCGAGGGAGAAGUUUGAAUGAAGCUCUUCUAUUGGGACCAGAUCUUCUGCAAUAUCUCUUCGGGGUGCUAACAAGAUUCCGUCAAGGCCCAAUGGCAGUAGCAGCAGACAUUAAAGAAAUAAUCCUGCAGAUAAAAAUAAGACCUCAAGACAAGGAUUAUUUGAGAUUUUUAUGGCGAGAAGGUCGUCGAGACGCUCCACCGAAAGAAUAUAGAAUGAACACCGUCAUAUUCGGCGCAACUUCAUCACCAAGCACAGCUAUCUUUGUGAAGAAUAGAAACGCAGAAGACUUCAAAGAACGUUAUCCACGUGCAGCAACAGCUAUAGUAUGUAACCAUUACAUGGAUGAUUAUCUUCAUAGCUUUCACUCCGAACAAGUACUUGUGAAAGUUGCGCAAGAAAUAGAUUUCAUCUACAGAACAGCAAGAUUCGUACCAGAAGGAUGGGCAUCGAAUCAACCGAAUUUUCUUCAGCAAAUCACAGAAGAAAAUGUAGACAAGGCUGAAAUAGAGCUUGGAGAAAAAGAAGAGAAAACUCUAGGCUUACGGUGGUUUACCAAAGAAAGCAGCAUCGGGUUUCGUACUUGUCUACGGAACACACCCCAAGAAAUACUGCAAGAAAAAAGAUUUCCAACGAAAAGAGAAGUCACUGGUGCAGUCAUGAGCAUAUUAGACCCGUUAGGGCUGGCAUCACCAGUUUUGAUACAAGGAAAAAAGCUAAUGCAAAUUAUAUGCAGAAGUGGAAUUGGCUGGGAUGAGCAAAUAGAAAAACAAGCUGCACUACUGGGAAGCCGACUAGCUGAAUCACUUAUACAUGAGUUAGAUCUGACAAUCAAGAGAAAGACUUACUGGACAGACUCCAGUGUUGUCCUGUCAUGGAUCAAGUCGGACACCAGACACUUCAAGACAUUUGUGGCGCAUAGACUUGAAAUCGAAAAUGUCACCCAACCACAUGAAUGGCACUGCAUAAAUCCAGACGAUGAUGACACGCGUGAUGUACCAGAAAACUUAUCAAAGAGUCACAUGUGGUUUACUGAUCCUGAGUUUUCGAAACAAGAAGAAGAGUGCUACGUCGAGCCAGUUCAGAAUUCAGAUUCAGUUGAGAUGCAGCAGAUGUAGCAUCGCCAGGUUCGAAGAUUGGUGCUACGCACAAGGGGGAGGAUGUUAGCGACUAGGUUUAAUAUUGUGUGAAUUCUGCGCACGACUUACCUAUAAGUUAGGCAAAGGGCCAUGUCUCGCUGUUUGCCAACAAAAAAGGUGCUUUUCAAGAACUGUUUAAAUUAUGACUCUUCGCGUCGCCUACCUGCUUGACUAAAGUGUUUAAACUCGUAGAAUUUGGGACUCAAGUAGUGUAGUGUAGGUUAAAAGGCCCUUAUGUUUUAGAUUUAUUAGCAGCCUAGCGAGAAUAGAAAUUAGA
Molecule: messenger RNA, 2364 nt
Organism: Maniola jurtina (meadow brown)
Lineage: Eukaryota; Metazoa; Arthropoda; Insecta; Lepidoptera; Nymphalidae
Exons: 2
Coding region: 315-2066 (583 amino acids)
Source: RefSeq, a predicted model, not a curated record